This is a messenger RNA of Acanthoscelides obtectus, 1214 nucleotides long. The record is from the annotation of a GenBank genome assembly. NCBI's taxonomy places the organism in Eukaryota, Metazoa, Arthropoda, Insecta, Coleoptera, Chrysomelidae.
AUAAAUUCGGUGUAUAUUUAACAUAGCUCUGGUUAGUUAGCUCUAUCGUUUGAAGAUGUUCACUAGGUUUGGUGCUUGGGCUCUUGUCCUAAUUCUUGCAUCUUUGGAAAUUUCGGAUGCCUAUUAUCCACUUCAGAUACGGAGUAGCCAGCAACAAUGUCAACUAAUAUGCAAACCACAGGUCAAUACACCUUCUGAAGGAGGAACAACAGGCAGUGAUGGAAUAACACCAAGUACUAGUACCUCAUCCGGUCAGCCAUCAAGAGCUACUACUCAACCAGACGGUAGUGGAACAUCAGUAACUUCUCAGGAUACUAGCGAAUCAGGCUCAACAUCGGUAUCAGAAAACAGCGGCACCACCAGUGGUCAGCCUGAUCAACCUUCUAGUUCUACCAAUCAACCGGGAAGUAGUGGAACUCCAAAUACUGGAAAAGCAACUAAUCCAGCUGACUCAACUUCGGCGUCUCCAAGCCAGCCUGGUGGCGGAGGAACACCAUCAAGUACGGGAAAAACCGAGCAAUCAGACCAACCUGGAACUACACCCACAUCUACAAGUCCCAGUAAGCAAUGUUCUCUUAUGGUUUAAGCCUAAACUCAGGUCUACAGAGUGAGGCAGAACCAACCAAACAUAUUCAAAGAGCUAUAUGAAGGGAGAACUACCACAAUGUCCAUGUAGAUGUAUUGAUGAAAAUGGUGGAUUGCAUACAGGAGGUCCAUCAGAAGAAGCCCGUCGUCAUGGAUCAUCACAUGGUUUUCAAGCUCACGACAAACAUCAUUGGCAACAGCACCACGGCCAAGAAAAGCACCAUAACGAUCAUCAUGGCCAAGAAAAGCACCAUAACCAAUAUCACGGUCUAGAGAAGCAUCACCCGCAGCAUAAUAGCGAAGUCAAGCACUAUAACCAACACCACGGACAAGAGAAACACCACAAUCAAUAUCGUGGUGAAGAGAAACACCAUAAUAACCAACACAAGGGUCAAGAAAAGCAACAUCAUCAGGAUGGGCAUCAUGCUGAGAUGAAACAUUAUUCUUCCCAUGAACACGCUCAGGAGAAGAACCAUAGAAAUCAGAAGGAACAGGAGAAACACCAUAAUAGACACCAUGAUUGAAUAUAGAUUGAGAAGAAGAUACUUGUUUUAUUGUUAAUUUUUAAGAUGCAUACCAUUUUUAUACUGUGUUUAUAGCAAAUAAAAAUAUUCUACAAAGAGCGUCGC